Molecule: messenger RNA, 3401 nt
Organism: Nyctereutes procyonoides (raccoon dog)
Lineage: Eukaryota; Metazoa; Chordata; Mammalia; Carnivora; Canidae
Gene: CFAP251
Product: cilia and flagella associated protein 251
Exons: 23
Coding region: 1-3309 (1102 amino acids)
Cellular component (GO): sperm flagellum
Molecular function (GO): protein binding
Source: RefSeq, a predicted model, not a curated record
AUGUCGGAUGCAGGAGAACAUCCACUAGAAGAAACAGAAGAAGAUGGGGAAACAGAGAUGGAAGAAGAUUAUAAUUAUAGAGGAAUGGAAAGUAUGCAACAGGAAUUAAAAGAAGAUGACAUAUUAGUAUGGAGAGAGCCUCAGCAGGAGGAAAAGGAGAGGGGGGAGGAAGAAGGAGAGGAAGAAGGGGAAGAGGCAGAGGAAUGGGAAAAGGAGAAGGGGGAGAUAGAAGGGAAGGAGGCUGCAGGAGUACAGGAAGAAACCAUGGUGAAGCUCGGAGAAAUCACCAAAUCCAUGGUCAAUUUGGAGAGACUUACAUCGACUCGCUCCCAGUCAAUCAUGUCUGGAACUUUCCUACCCUCAAGCGAGCCUACAGAGAAAAUUGACCAGAUGCCCCAAGACGAACUGGGACAAGAAAGGAGAGACUUGGACCUGGGAAAGGAAGAAAAAAGAUUAUCAUCCGUAAGUGAGGAAGAAGAAAAAGAAUUCCCGCCCAAAGCAGAGAUCCUGGAGAGUUCACUGGUAUCCACCAGUGAGGACAUUUUGUUCCAAAAGGAUUACAGUGCCAAUGUUUACCCUUUGACCAUGACUUGGUCUUUCGGAUGGAACAGUUCUCUUCCGGUUUACUAUAUUCGAGACGAAAACCAGAGAGUUCUUCUUUAUGUCUGUGCUCACACUGCAGUCAUCUACAAUGUUUUCAAGAAUACUCAGCACCAUCUUCAGGGCCACCUUAAUGUGAUCUCCUGCCUUUGCAUCAGUGAAGAUAGGCGGUGGAUUGCCACGGCUGACAAGGGGCCCAACUGCCUAAUAAUUAUAUGGGAUUCCUUCACAGGCAUUCCUGUGCACACAAUAUUUGACAGCUGUCCAGAAGGCAAUGGCAUUGGGUCCAUAGCCAUCACCCGGGACGCCAAGUAUCUGGCAACCAUCUCAGAUGCUGAAAUCCAGAAAGUUUGCAUCUGGAGGUGGACCUUAGCAGUGGAAACGCCAGCGUGUACUCUUGACCUUCCCAAAGAGUAUGGCUUUCAGAACUACCUUACUUUUAAUCCAACAAAUAAUAAAGAAUUGGUGAGCAAUAGUAAAACACAGGCAAUUUAUUAUUUGUGGUAUGAAGAGAGAGAUAUACUUGCUCACAGUGCCCCAUGUUUAACAGAAAAAACAUUCAACAAGCUUGUGGGAAAAUUUAGCCAGACAGUCUUUCACUUGAAUUUAACACAAAUACUCUCAGCAACAAUGGAAGGGAAGCUGGUUGUCUGGGACAUACACCGCCCGUCAUCAUCUGCCUCCACCUCUGUGGGCUUUCCUCAAAUCAAACCUUGUAAAUUGGUUCAUUUGCAGAAAGAGGGCAUCACUGUUCUUACUACAGUUGAUAGCUACAUUGUCACAGGUGAUAUUAGAGGUAACAUUAAGUUCUACGAUCACAACCUGUCCAUUGUUAACUGGUACAGCCACUUCAAACUCAGCUCCAUAAGGACUCUGUCCUUUUCAAAGACUCCAGCGGCUCCACCCACCGAAAAAUCAAACUAUCCUCCAGACUGCACUCUAAAAGGUGACUUUUUUAUUGUGAGGAAUUUUAUCAUUGGAACAUCUGAUGCAACAGUGUAUCACUUAACGACAGAUGGGACCAAACUUGAGAAGUUAUUCGUGGAACCCAAGGAUGCCAUUUGUGCCAUCUCCUGCCACCCAUAUCAACCCCUCAUCGCCAUUGGGAGUUUCUGUGGGAUGAUCAAAGUGUGGGAUUAUGAAAAGAAAAAAUACCUUUUCAGCAGGGUCUUCGAGAAGGGGCUUGGUGUCCAGAGUCUAACCUACAAUCCUGAAGGAGUCCUUCUUGGAGCUGGCUUCACUGAGGGGACAGUUUACAUUCUUGAUGCAAUGUCCUUAGAAAACCAAAUCCCAGAGCCUUUCAAAUAUUCCAGAACAAAUGUCACUCACAUCAGCUUCUCCCAUGACUCCCAGUACAUGGCAACCGCUGAUGUGCGUUUCACUGUGGCCGUUUACAAGGUGAUAGUAAAAAAUGGACACCGGGUCUGGGAAUACCUGGCAAGGCUUCGAUCUCAUCGCAAAAGCAUCUGCAGUCUCCUGUUUGGGGUUCAACUGGACAGCAAUGAGCCGAGACUGUUAAGCCUUGGGAAAGAUAGGCUCUUGAUUGAGUAUAAUCUUCUUAGGAGCCGCAAAGACAACCUGGAAGUCUUGGACAUUCACCGAACCGACCAGGGCAACUAUCCCACCUGUAUGGUCUGGUACCCACCACUCACCAAGGAACUCUUCCUGCUCGUUUGCAACAGUGGCUACAAAGUGAAACUUUUUAAUUCUAUCACAAAAAUGUGCAGAAAGACGCUUCUUGGGCCAGUGUUUGGUUCUCCAAUUGAGCAGAUACAAAUCCUUCCAGUGAAAACCACUUUGGAACUGCAGAAACGCUACGUGGUGUUUAUUAACAGAGACAAGGUUGGACUUCAGAUCUUACCAGUUGAUGGCAAUCCACAUAAAACAUCUGCUAUCGUAUGCCACCCAAGUGGGGUGGCAGGAAUGGCCCUUUCCUACGACGGCUGCUAUGCCUUCACGGCUGGAGGACAGGAUCGGUCGGUGGUGCAGUGGGAAGUCAAUGUAAGUGCCCUGGAGGCAGCAGUUUCUCUUGGGGGUGAAGACUUGACCCCAUUCUAUGGUCUGGUGGCUGGUGGCAGGGAAGGAAAAUUCUACAGGGAGCUGGAAGACUAUUUUUACUAUUCUCAGCUCCGUAGUCAAGGUAUUGAUACAAUGGAGACCAGAAAGGUGUCGGAACACAUUUGCCUGUCAGAGCUUCCUUUUGUCAUGAGAGCAAUUGGCUUUUACCCAUCGGAAGAAAAGAUUGAAGAUAUGUUUAAUGAAAUCAGAUUUAGUGAGUAUGUGGAUACUGGGAAGCUAAUAGACAAAAUCAAUUUACCGGAUUUCUUCAAAGUUUACCUUAAUCACAGACCACCUUUUGGUAACACCAUGAGCGGCAUCCAGCAUAGCUUUGACAUUCUUGGUUUUACCAAUUCAAAAGGAAAGAAGGUCAUACGAAGAGAAGAUUUCCUGAAACUGCUUCUAACAAAAGGUGAGCACAUGACAGAAGAGGAGAUGCGUGACUGCUUUGCUACCCUGUUUGGACUGAAUCCUGAGGGGUGGAAGUCCGAGCCUGCAGCCUCCUCUGUCAAAGGUUCAGAAAUCUGCUUUGAAGAAGAACUUCCAGACGAAAUCACUGCAGAAAUAUUCACAACUGACAUUCUUGGCCUAACCAUUUCACAAGAUUUCAGACAAGAUCCUACGGUCAGUGAAGUUGUAAAGAAUGUUUGAAGCACAAAGGACUUUGUGUGUGGGUUUUUUUUUUCCCCCAAGAAGCACUGCUUUCCCUGCAUUUCCCUGCCCCCACUCUAAUCUUUGGAACA